Rotaria sordida is the source of this 698-nucleotide messenger RNA. The record is from the annotation of a GenBank genome assembly. NCBI's taxonomy places the organism in Eukaryota, Metazoa, Rotifera, Eurotatoria, Philodinida, Philodinidae.
AUGAAAAAAGUAGUAUCAGCAGGACCACCAUUAUAUAAAUAUGGUAUUAUAUCUUAUGCUAAUUGUAUGUCAACAUGGUUUCAAUAUGAAAGUCUUUUAUAUAUUAGUUUUCCUGUUCAAGUUAUUGCUAAAAGUAUAAAAACAAUACCAGUUAUGAUUGCUGGAAAAUUUGUUUCAGGUAAAACAUAUCCAUUAAGACAAUAUUUAUUGAUGUUAUUAAUGGCUUUUGGUAUUGCACUUUUUUUAUCUGGUUAUCAUGCAAAUGAUACAAUUAAACUAUCAUUAAAAAAAGCUACACAAAAUAUAACAACAAUAAAUGGAUUAAUUUUACUUAUAUUUUAUUUAAUUUUCGAUGCUUUUACAUCAAACUAUCAAAAACAUAUAUUUGAUCAUUAUUCAAUAUCAUUUCUUAAUAUGAUGUUUUUUGUUAAUUUUAUCUCAACAAUUCUUACUGGCACAUCACUUGUUCUUAAUGGUACUCUACUUGAAUGUUUAUUAUUUAUGCAACAACAUAGAUCAUUUUUAAUACAUGCAUUUGCAACAUCAAUAUGUUCAUCAAUUGGACAAUUAUUUAUAUUUUCAACAAUAGAAGAAUUUGGUCCAGUUAUAUUUACAAUUAUAAUGACUGUACGACAAGCAUUUAGUAUUCUUCUAUCAUGUAUAUUCUAUGGUCAUUAUUUAAGUUGGUAUUCGAUUCU